AUGGCAAAUUCAAAGUAUGAAUAUGUAAAGUCUUUCGAGCGUGAUGACGUUCUGUUGCCCAAUACGUGGGUUGUCGUCCGAAUCGAUGGACGAGGGUUUCAUAAGUUUUCUGCUCGAUAUCAAUUUGGAAGGCCUAAUGAUGUACGAGCGCUGAACCUGAUGAACGCUGCCGCGAAGGAGGUUAUGAGAGAUUUUUCCGAUUUGAUCGUCGCAUAUGGCGUGAGCGAUGAGUUUAGUUUCGUCUUCCAUCGGAACUGCCAGCUCUUCGAGAGACGAAGUAGCAAGCUUGUUUCUACAAUCGUUUCGACUUUUACAGCUUAUUAUGUUCAUAAAUGGCCAGAAUUUUUCCCAUCAAUGCCUCUAGAACCGUGUUGUCUGCCUACAUUCGAUGGAAGGGCGGUACAGUAUCCAAGCGUUCGAAAUCUGCGAGACUAUAUGAGUUGGAGGCAAGUUGAUUGUCACAUAAAUAACCUGUAUAAUACAACCUUUUGGAAUAUGGUGCUGAAGGGUGGGAUGAGCAAUACGGAUGCAGAGCAAGAAUUAAAAGGAACCGUCUCAUCUGAUAAAAACGAGAUUUUAUUUUCAAGGUUCGGUAUUAAUUAUAACAAUGAACCAGAGAUGUUUAAAAAAGGUAGUGUCUUAUAUCGGGAUUUCGAACUACAGCCGAUUGAAAGACAUCAAGCCCACCAACAACUAAGUAAGCCGAGAGAGGACGAAGGGUAUACCGAGGACGGUGAAGAGCCGUCGCAGGUGUCAAAAACCCAACGAGAGAAGCAGAAAAAGCUCCAACGGAAAGCCGACAUCGCAAUUGCUUAUGUGGAUAUCAUCAAGGACGAAUUCUGGGAACAGCGUCCGUGGAUACUGUCAAAUAGGGCGGGAAAACUACGUGGGAGUUGA
Molecule: messenger RNA, 897 nt
Organism: Coccidioides immitis RS
Lineage: Eukaryota; Fungi; Ascomycota; Eurotiomycetes; Onygenales; Onygenaceae
Product: tRNA(His) guanylyltransferase
Exons: 8
Coding region: 1-897 (298 amino acids)
Biological process (GO): tRNA modification
Molecular function (GO): tRNA guanylyltransferase activity; magnesium ion binding
Source: RefSeq, a predicted model, not a curated record